AUGAAUCAACCACUGUGGCCACGGUUGGUGUUGUUGUGGGUUACCUGCGUCGCAGCAGCGUGUGCCCCCACCACCGCAGUUGCUACGGUCCAAACGGAAGAGAUGCACGUUUCCCACUUGUACUGCCAACCGCUCUCGGAAGCAGUGCCGGCCACCCCAAUGAUGGGCCGUUUUGCGUUGGCCGAUGUCUCUGGCCAACUCGACGGCAAGCGUGUGCGUGUGGUGGAUGCCCCGUGGCCGUCCAUUGUGGGGCGCGAGUUCUGGCUGGACACAAGCUGGGACGAGCACUGGUUUCUGUUCCACGACGACAGCGCUUUACAGGUGGCGGGGCGACCGAGCGAGCAGGACGUGGUGGAGCGCAGUGACAGGGGAUUGGUGGAGGGACGCCGCGUGGCGACAGUGCGGAUACUGGAGUAG
Molecule: messenger RNA, 417 nt
Organism: Trypanosoma rangeli
Lineage: Eukaryota; Euglenozoa; Kinetoplastea; Trypanosomatida; Trypanosomatidae
Exons: 1
Coding region: 1-417 (138 amino acids)
Source: RefSeq, a predicted model, not a curated record